Messenger RNA from Dissoconium aciculare CBS 342.82, 600 nucleotides. RefSeq lists its product as uncharacterized. Gene Ontology annotation, molecular function: proton-transporting ATPase activity, rotational mechanism. NCBI's taxonomy places the organism in Eukaryota, Fungi, Ascomycota, Dothideomycetes, Mycosphaerellales, Dissoconiaceae. Gene Ontology annotation, cellular component: proton-transporting V-type ATPase, V0 domain. The coding region runs from base 1 to 600 and encodes 199 amino acids. The record is from RefSeq and is a predicted model, not a curated record. The transcript is spliced from 4 exons. Gene Ontology annotation, biological process: proton transmembrane transport.
AUGGGUGGACUAACAUACGGCACAUAUGGUGCCGGCGGUGCCCUGACCGUGAUUGGGCUCUACAUGCUCUUCAAUGGCGAAGGUGAAGCAUUCAAUGUCGGAGCUUUCCUUGAAGCAAUUUCACCAUAUGCCUGGGCGACCACCGGAAUCGCGCUAUGUAUUGGACUAUCAGUCGUGGGAGCUGCAUGGGGCAUCUUCAUCACCGGCACAUCAAUUCUGGGAGGUGGUGUCAAAGCCCCUCGAAUUCGGACCAAGAACUUGAUUUCCAUCAUUUUCUGCGAGGUUGUCGCCAUCUACGGUGUCAUCAUGAGCAUUGUCUUUUCAGCAAAGAUCUCUGUUGCCGGAGCCGACGCGAUCCACAACGCCUCGAACUACUACACUGGUUACGCGCUUUUCUGGAGUGGCUUUUUGGUCGGAUUUUGCAAUUUGGUGUGCGGAAUAAGCGUGGGAAUCAACGGUUCCAGUGCGGCUCUAGCGGACGCGGCAGAUCCGAGCUUAUUCGUCAAGGUCCUCGUCAUCGAGAUCUUCUCAUCAGUGCUGGGUCUCUUCGGCCUCAUCAUCGGACUGCUGCUCAGCGGCCCUGCGAAAGACUUCGAAUGA